CCCCGCGCCGCCGAGUCUCCUCCCCCGCCCGUGAGAAGGAGGAGCCGCUGCCGCCGCCGCGCCCGAGCCCGGGAGGCCACGCCAGCCCUGGGGACAGGCCGAGCGGGAGCCGUGGAGCACAGGCCGAGCCGGGCGCGGGCCAGACGCCGCGGGAGAAGAUGAAUUUACAACUGAUUUUCUGUAUUGGACUGAUCAGUUCAGUUUGCCUCGUAUUUGGCCAAGCAGAUGAAAACAGAUGUUUAAAAGCAAAUGCCAAGUCAUGUGGAGAAUGUAUCCAGGCCGGGCCCAACUGUGGGUGGUGCACAAACGCAACAUUUUUACAAGAAGGAAUGCCUACUUCUGCACGAUGUGAUGAUUUAGAAGCCUUAAAAAAGAAGGGUUGUCAUCCAGAUGACAUUGAAAAUCCCAGAGGCUCCAAAGACAUAAAGAAAAAUAAAAAUGUAACUAAUCGUAGCAAAGGAACAGCAGAGAAGCUGCAGCCAGAAGAUAUUACUCAAAUCCAGCCACAGCAGCUGGUGCUGCAGUUACGCUCAGGGGAGCCACAGACAUUCACGUUGAAGUUCAAGCGUGCCGAGGACUACCCCAUCGACCUCUACUACCUCAUGGACCUGUCCUACUCCAUGAAGGACGACCUGGAGAAUGUGAAGAGUCUGGGGACAGACCUGAUGAAUAAGAUGAAGAGGAUUACCUCAGACUUCAGAAUCGGGUUUGGCUCAUUUGUGGAGAAAACUGUGAUGCCUUACAUUAGCACCACACCAGCUAAGCUCAGGAACCCCUGCACGAGCGAGCAGAACUGCACCAGCCCGUUCAGCUACAAAAAUGUGCUCAGCCUCACUGACAAAGGGGAGGUAUUCAACGAGCUCGUGGGGAAGCAGCGCAUCUCCGGGAACCUGGACUCUCCGGAAGGCGGCUUUGAUGCCAUCAUGCAGGUUGCAGUGUGUGGGUCACUGAUUGGCUGGAGGAAUGUGACGCGGCUGCUGGUGUUUUCCACGGAUGCCGGGUUUCACUUUGCUGGAGAUGGGAAGCUUGGUGGCAUUGUUUUACCGAAUGAUGGACAGUGUCACCUGGAAAAUGAUGUGUACACAAUGAGCCAUUAUUACGAUUAUCCUUCUAUUGCUCACCUUGUCCAGAAACUAAGCGAAAAUAACAUUCAGACGAUUUUUGCAGUUACUGAAGAAUUUCAGCCUGUUUACAAGGAACUGAAAAAUUUGAUCCCCAAGUCAGCAGUAGGAACAUUAUCUGCAAAUUCCAGCAACGUGAUUCAGUUGAUCAUUGAUGCGUACAAUUCCCUCUCCUCAGAAGUCAUUUUGGAAAACAGCAAGUUGCCAGAAGGCGUAACAAUAAAUUACAAGUCUUACUGCAAGAAUGGGGUGAAUGGAACGGGGGAAAACGGGAGAAAGUGCUCCAACAUUUCCAUUGGCGAUGAGGUUCAAUUUGAAAUCAGCAUAACUUCAAAUAAAUGUCCAAAUAAGGAUUCUGAAACGAUUAAGAUUAAGCCUCUGGGCUUCACUGAGGAAGUGGAGAUUAUUCUUGAAUUCAUCUGCGAAUGUGAGUGCCAGAGCGAAGGCAUCCCCAGCAGCCCCAGGUGCCACGAUGGCAACGGGACGUUCGAGUGCGGGGCCUGCAGGUGCAACGAGGGCCGCGUGGGGAGGCAGUGCGAGUGCAGCACGGACGAGGUGAACAGCGAGGACAUGGACGCGCACUGCCGCAAGGAGAACAGCUCCGAGAUCUGCAGCAACAACGGCGAGUGCGUGUGCGGCCAGUGCGUGUGCCGCAAGAGGGACAACACCAACGAGGUCUACUCUGGCAAGUUCUGCGAGUGCGACAACUUCAACUGCGACCGCUCCAAUGGCCUCAUUUGCGGAGGAAACGGUGUCUGCAAGUGUCGCGUGUGCGAGUGCAACCCCAACUACACGGGAAGCGCGUGUGACUGCUCCUUGGACACGUCCUCCUGCCUGGCCGUCAACGGGCAGAUCUGCAAUGGCCGGGGCGUGUGCGAGUGCGGCGCCUGCAGGUGCACGGACCCCAAGUUCCAGGGGCCCACCUGCGAGAUGUGCCAGACCUGCCUCGGGGUCUGCGCUGAGCACAAAGAGUGUGUUCAGUGCCGAGCCUUCGAUAAGGGAGAGAAGAAGGACACGUGUGCCCAGGAGUGCUCCCACUUCAACGUCACCAAGGUGGAGAGCCGGGACCGGCUGCCGCAGCCAGGCCAGGUGGACCCCCUGUCCCACUGCAAGGAGAAGGACGUGGACGACUGCUGGUUCUACUUCACCUACUCGGUGAACGGGAACAACGAGGCCACGGUGCACGUGGUGGAGACUCCAGAGUGCCCCACCGGCCCAGACAUCAUUCCCAUUGUGGCCGGGGUGGUGGCUGGCAUUGUCCUCAUUGGCCUUGCGUUGCUGCUGAUUUGGAAGCUUUUAAUGAUCAUUCAUGACCGAAGAGAAUUUGCCAAAUUUGAAAAGGAAAAAAUGAAUGCCAAAUGGGACACGGGUGAAAAUCCUAUUUAUAAGAGCGCCGUGACAACUGUGGUCAAUCCCAAGUACGAGGGGAAGUGAGCCCCGUCUCGCGAGCCACAGCACUGGGUGCAGCGCAGCCCCUGCGGUCACGGCGAGGGCUUGGAGCGCGCCGGGCCGCCCUCAGGUGCACAUUCUGAAAAUGUACAAUAUGUAUAGUUUGAAGAUUUUUUUUAUUAUUUUGAAAAUAAUGUUAUAAUCAAUACCAGGGACUGACAGAGACUUGAGACAGGAAUGGGCAUCCUUGUGAGCUGAGGUCUCGUCGUGCCUCUCUGACCUCUUCUCCUGACUGGGAUCCAGCUUCUGUUGGAUUCAGUGAGAUUUCUGAUGGGAUCGGAGGGGCGGCGGUUGAAGGGAUGAGUCUGAUGAGAGUUUGUUAAGCACGCAUUAAACCUGAUUUUUAGCUUUGCGGGUAUGUCCGUUUUCAGUUAUACAGAAUCCAGAGUUAAUGUCCUGCCAGCUGGUAAGAACUGUUUUAAAUUUUCUCUCCUGCUAUUUGCCUGUUAGACAUGACUGGUGACAUAUCUGAGAGAUGAGGAUGUUGAGAGUUACUGAUGUAAAAUAAUUUUGAAGUCUUAGGUCUGCAAAGGCCAUGGGGAAAAGUCAGAGUUAGGAAGGGAAAAUAUAGCUUUAAAACCUGUGUGCCAUUUUAAGAGUUACUUGCUCUGGGUAACUUUUAUGCCUUCUCUUUUUAAAUUCAAGCCUUGGAUAAAAGUAUUGGGAAAUUUUCUGCAAAAAAGUCCUUGAUUUAGCAUUAUUUACAUAAAGGCCUUAAUUUACACAGCAUUUGCUGAAUUGGGGACCUUUGGGUGAAUUUAUUUUAUCUUACUCAUUUUAUUUUGUUUAAAGCCUGGUGCUUUUUAUCACCUCUUCUAAUCAUGCGUUUGUUUGCAGUUGUGGGUAGGACUCUGUUUAUCAGUACUUUUUUGUUGCUGUUUAGCUGUACAUUUGCCUUUUAACGAGCACGUGAACUCGUCCCGUGGCGCAGGCAGUAGCCGUCACUCACGCAGUGCUUGGAGUUAGCGCGUUAACGCUAGACCACGUGCAUUCACUGCUCACGGAGUUCCCCCUGGGUUUCAUACUAGUCACAUUCUUUUAAGUGCCUUUUAAUUUUAACAGUUCACUUUUUACAAUGCUGUUUACUGAAGUUAUUUAUUAAAUAAAAAUGCCUGAAAUACUCA
Messenger RNA from Camelus dromedarius (Arabian camel), 3694 nucleotides. It is a transcript of the gene ITGB1, whose product is annotated as integrin subunit beta 1. Bases 159 to 2555 code for a protein of 798 amino acids. Gene Ontology annotation, cellular component: focal adhesion; integrin complex; cell surface. Gene Ontology annotation, molecular function: C-X3-C chemokine binding; collagen binding involved in cell-matrix adhesion; fibronectin binding. The transcript has 16 exons. Gene Ontology annotation, biological process: integrin-mediated signaling pathway; cell adhesion mediated by integrin; cell migration. The record is from RefSeq and is a predicted model, not a curated record. NCBI's taxonomy places the organism in Eukaryota, Metazoa, Chordata, Mammalia, Artiodactyla, Camelidae.